GGAACGGGAAUCUGAUUGGCUGCUUAUCCCAGUUAAUGGACGUGACUGUUGGCAACUGCCAGCAGAUUCGCCUUGACCUGGCAAGAGACUUAAAAACUGGCAUCAUGAAAAGGAAAACCCCUGUCGUGGAGGCAUGCCUGCUCUACAUGCUGAAGCGCCGAGCUGCUGGCUUUCUGCGGAGUGACAAAGUAGCUGCACUUUUUACAAAAAUUGGCAAAGUCUAUCAAGUAGCUGGAGAUUUGUGCAAGAAAGUUCAAGAAUUACUGCAACAGGUGGAUAGCAAGAAAAACCAUUCGAAUGGACAGGAGUCGCUAAAGAGGCAGGGAUCAAUAUCCAAGAGCCCAGUUCUUACACCUCAAGCUAUCAAACACAUUUGGGUCCGUACAGCCUUGUUUGAGAAGGUCUUGGAUAAAAUUGUUCAAUACAUUGUUGAUAACUCUAGCAAAUACUAUGAAAAACAAGCUCUAAUGUCUGAUCCAGUCUGUGGACCGAUUCUAGCUUCUCUGCUCGUUGGUCCCUGUGCAUUAGAGUACACAAAACUUAAAACUGCUGACCAUUACUGGACUGAUCCAUCAGCAGAUGAACUGGUGCAAAGACAUCGUAUUCAUGGAGCCCAUGGACACCAGGAUUCCCCAUCUAAACGUCCUGCACUUGGUAUAAGAAAGCGUCACUCCAGCGGAAGUAUGUCAGAAGAUAAAUUUGCAGCUUCAGCGAGAGAAUAUGUGGAGUCAUUACAUCAAAAUUCCAGAACGCAUUUGCUGUAUGGAAAAAAUAAUGUACUUGUCCAGCCA
Molecule: messenger RNA, 791 nt
Organism: Rhincodon typus (whale shark)
Lineage: Eukaryota; Metazoa; Chordata; Chondrichthyes; Orectolobiformes; Rhincodontidae
Product: small G protein signaling modulator 2-like
Exons: 6
Source: RefSeq, a predicted model, not a curated record